GUGAGGGCUGGGCUCAGGGAGCUAGUAGUUUAUAAAGCAGCAGAAACCCUUCCCUGAGGAGAGCAUUCCAGCAGCUGCCAUGAUGAAGGGACCACUGUUUGUGCUGGCCUUGCUGGUGACCAGAGAGCUGGCCUUCGAGAUGGUGGAAGCUUGCCCUAUUUUUUAUGAAAUCUUUGGCACAGUGGCCCUUGGAAGAAGGACACUGUUGGACAAGUCCCUCGAUCAGGUCAAUGCUACUGAACCGGAAAAAGCAGCCUUUGGGAAAAUCCAGGAUUGCUACAAUGAGGCGGGACUUACCUCCAAGUUCUUGGAUCUGCUCCUCAUGGGUUCCAUCACCUUCAGCAGUGACUGCACCACCUAUGCAGGGGAAGACUUGAAGGAGGUUUUUCAAGGAAACAUUUCCCAAGUGAUCCCUUUCGGGAGAUAAUCUUUGCCAGUGAGGCCUGGUCUGCACUCAAUUUUCCCGUCCUUUUCUCCUUCUCAACUGAAGCUGGAAUCCAGACACCUGUCCACACCUGAUGUGGUCUCUAUCAGGCUGACUCUAAUAAAAUACCUGCAGC
Vicugna pacos (alpaca) is the source of this 560-nucleotide messenger RNA. Its product is annotated as major allergen I polypeptide chain 2-like. NCBI's taxonomy places the organism in Eukaryota, Metazoa, Chordata, Mammalia, Artiodactyla, Camelidae. The record is from RefSeq and is a predicted model, not a curated record.